AGAAGAGAAACAGUAUAAGUAUACAGCAGAAGUAAGUAAGCGCAGCGUCGAUCCUCGACGUAGCCACGCGAGCGAGAGAUUUGGCGUGUGCCGCGGUGCGCGCCGCUGUCACGCUUCACGCACCGGCGAUGCCUGUCCCUUCCUCUUCCACAUCUAGCCGCUGCACACUCGUCGUCCUGGAAAAACAGCGUCGAGAGCUCUCUCUCUCUUUCAGUCCGUCGCGAUGUUUCUUCGCCGCGCGUCGACUUGUUCCUAGGUAACGGAGAAGCUUGAUAAGAGCUAGGGUGCAUUUCGAGCGUACACGCCGGCCUCGCGAGGGUGGAAUGCAUUGAGAGCUGCAGUCGUGUUGCUGAUGCUUGCUGACGAGCGCGAGUUCAAGGGCGAGAAAUGAAGAUCCUGGGAAUUGUCCUGCUGCUGGUCGUCGGUGCCCAGGGAAGCUUGGCUCGGUAUCUUGAGGGUUUGAACGUGAACCUGGGAGAGGCGCUUCAAUUCCUCAGGGAAUAUGAUCGGGAGGCUUCCUCGGUGUGCAACAGAGUUAUGACGGCGCAAUGGAAUUUCGCUACAAAUAUUACCGAUUCAAAUCGAAGGAAAAUGCUGGAGGAGCAGACGGUAAAACUGAAAUUCGAGAGAGCGUCUUGGCGAAAAACUGUGAGCUUUGCUUGGAACCGAAUAGCCGAUCCACUGGCAAGAAGACAACUGAAAAUUAUCGCCGUCAAAGGACGGAAUUCACUGACCGAUGACAAGUUCAACGAAAUGCAUCAUUUAAUCAUGGAGAUGAAGGAAUUAUACAACCGAGUGAGAUUAUGUCCAUACAGAAAAAUAGGAGCUACUUGUGACUUGACAUUCGAUGCAGACGUCAUGAGGAUAAUGUCGCAAUCACGAGACUACGAUGAGCUGCUGCACUACUGGCAGGCUUGGCACGAGGCCGUCGGGCCACCUUUGAAGAACAAGUACGUAAGAUACGUCCAGUUGGCAAAUCAGGCCGCGAAACUCAAUGGAUUUGCCGACGCAGGUGACCAGAUGCGCGAGAUUUACGAAGACGACUAUUUCCAGCAGAACAUCGCCGAGGUCAUCUCCGCGAUCACACCCCUUUACAAACACUUGUUCACUUAUGUGAGAAGCCGAUUAAUCGAGCGUUACGGCGACAGGAUUCGCAACGAUGGACCACUACCAGCCCACAUAUUAGGCAACAUGUGGGCCCAAAAUUGGGAGAAUCUCUUUGACCUGGUGCAACCAUUCCCAGCAGUCAAAAAGCUGGAUGUCACUUUGGACAUGAUGAUUCAGGGAUUCACGUCGCUUAGAAUUUUUCAAAUGGCCGAGGAAUUUUUCACGUCGAUGGGAAUGAAGCCUAUGCCACCGGAGUUCUGGAGAUCGUCGAUGUUCGAGAAGCCAAUCGACAGAGAAGUCAAGUGCAGCUCAAGUGCCUGGGACUUUUGCAAUAAAAUUGAUUACAGAAUCAAGCAGUGCACCAAAAUAACAACAGAUGAUUUAGUGUCGACUCAUCAUGAGAUGGCUCACGUGCAGUACUACUUGCAGUACAAGGAUCAGCCCUAUAUCUUUCGAGGCGAAGCCCUGCCUGGAUUUCACGAGGCAGUAAGCAAUGCCAUAGGCCUAUCAGUUUUCACCCCUCAACACUUGCACAGAAUCGGCCUCUACAAUAACGCCACUGACGAUUACGAAAGCAACAUAAACUUUUUGAUGCUCAUGGCUUUGCAGAAAGUCGCAUACUUGCCAUUCGCGUACAUAGUAGAUCAGUGGAGGUGGCGCGUAUUCAGUGAUGGCGUGACGGAUAUGACGACGCGAUGGUGGGAGCUGAGAUUGCAGUAUCAGGGCAUAGUACCGCCUAUCCCGCGAACGGAAAGAGACUUCGACCCGGCAUCCAAGUAUCACGUUCCAGCGGAUCUUCCUUAUUCAAAUUAUUUCGUGUCAGUAAUACUACAAUUCCAGUUAUUCGAAUCGCUAUGUGAUAUAUCCGGUCACACAGGUGAUUUGCACACUUGCGAUCUCUAUCGAUCACGAGAAGCCGGGCGUUUACUUUCAGACGUAUUGUCCGUGGGUUCGUCGAUGCCCUGGCCGGACAUAAUCAGGCUGAUGACUCGAGGUCGCACCAAUAGAAUAGACGCCGGUGCCAUGCUGCGAUACUUCCAACCUCUGACCCAAUUCCUCAGGCGACAGAACCAGAUCGAGCCGGUGAUCGGCUGGGUCAUCAGUCAAGAAGAUACAGCCUUGUUCGCCCACUGGUACCUAGGCAGUGCGAACACCAUCGCCUCCUCCGUAACAAUUCUACCAACUGUGUUACUUGUCUGCUUCCACUGGCUACAGCUCUGAAGAGUACGAGAAGAGCGAAGCUGCUUUGUAUAUAAGACUAAUUUAUUUUGUGUAAAUAGACGCGCUGUACAAAUAACCUGAUGAAGCUACUGCAGAUCAACAUGGAAAGCCCUCGUUCUUCUUGUAACAGUCAAGCUUCGAGAGCUCCGAGGAACUGUACUCGCGACCCACCUGAUUGCCGUAAUUGUCGACGCAGAAGCACUGUUUUCUCCGACACUGCCAGGCUUCGAAGUUUCCGUUUGGACAGCAGGUCGGCAAUUCGACGACUCCUGCGUUGGAAAGCACUAAGCGAGUUCUUGCGCAAUCUGAAACAUAAUUGCAAUUUGUGAUUAUUUACAUGCAUCCAUUUGUUAAACGAUAUUCUGUAAGAAUUUAGCUUACUGCAGUCGAUAGUUUUGUCCGCGAUGUCAGCUUCAUAACUGUCAAUUUGUCUGCCAUCCAUAUCGGUGCACACUUUUCUAUGAUUAAAUUAACAAACGAUUAAUCUAUGUGAUUCGUUAUAUUAUUUUAAGUGUAGAUUAAGUAUAUAAAAUGCGUAGUUACUUCGAUCCAGCUAUUUGUAUUCUAUCGUACUUCCCAUCGGGCUGACAAAAAGGCUCGUUGAUUCUGAGCAAACCAGUUUUCGCAUUCUCUUCAUCUUCCUUGUAACUCAAGUAAACUUCACGUUCGAUCUCACAAGACGUGCUGUAAGUACCGGGUCUAUGCCUUGAUGAAUCAACUGUGAAUAUUUGAAAAACUAUUUGUUAGAAUAUAGUACUUUCAGCUAUAUAUAGCUUGUAUGAUUUAUUGCAAUACUCACAGCAGACUGGCAUAUUCACGUUGAUAUAUUCUUCGAAAACGAUGUCGGUAUUCGAUAUCGGUGAGCCCAAUUGAGAAUCGACGCAAAAGCAAGUCGAGUUUUCGCCCUUCACGCACUGUAGUUGAUCGAAUGUUCCGAUUUCCGUACAACGAGCUACACUAAUUUCGUGUUUUGGGUCUAACGUGUUCAGUGCUUUCCAUGCGUUUAUCGAACAGCCUGACGAUUGAAGAUUAAUGUUAAUAAUACUUAUUAAUUUACACAGUUUGAGAUAUUAUAACGAAUACUACAAAAUAAUAGGCUAAGCUGAUUGUUCUAAUUUUAACAUUAUUAACUCGUAACAAUUUCAUAAAUGUUGUAAUUGAUGAUUUUGUAAGUUUUAUUAACUUGAUUGACGUGGAAAAUAAGACGUCUGUAAUAUUUUUAUAUUUGUAUGUUGCUGCAAUAAAUUUACAUCAAA
Molecule: messenger RNA, 3584 nt
Organism: Nasonia vitripennis (jewel wasp)
Lineage: Eukaryota; Metazoa; Arthropoda; Insecta; Hymenoptera; Pteromalidae
Product: angiotensin-converting enzyme
Exons: 13
Coding region: 388-2328 (646 amino acids)
Biological process (GO): proteolysis
Cellular component (GO): plasma membrane
Molecular function (GO): peptidyl-dipeptidase activity; metallopeptidase activity
Source: RefSeq, a predicted model, not a curated record